Gorilla gorilla gorilla (western lowland gorilla) is the source of this 2352-nucleotide messenger RNA. It is a transcript of the gene CTLA4, whose product is annotated as cytotoxic T-lymphocyte associated protein 4. The coding region runs from base 578 to 1249 and encodes 223 amino acids. Gene Ontology annotation, cellular component: external side of plasma membrane; membrane. The transcript is spliced from 4 exons. The record is from RefSeq and is a predicted model, not a curated record. Gene Ontology annotation, biological process: regulation of T cell proliferation; negative regulation of regulatory T cell differentiation; T cell receptor signaling pathway. NCBI's taxonomy places the organism in Eukaryota, Metazoa, Chordata, Mammalia, Primates, Hominidae.
AUUUGUAAAGUUGUCAAGGGACCAUUAGAAGGAUGGUGCUUCACAGAUAGAAUACAGUUUUUAUUAAUGAUGCCUAGACAAAUCCUGCCAUUAGCCCAAGGGCUCAGAAAGUUAGCAGCCUAGUAGUUUUGGAGAUGUCAAUGAAAUGAAUUGGACUGGAUGGUUAAGGAUGCCCAGAAGAUUGAAUAAAAUUGGGAUUUAGGAGGACCCUUGUACUCCAGGAAAUUCUCCAAGUCUCCAGUUAGUUAUCCAGAUCCUCAAAGUGAACAUGAAGCUUCAGUUUCAAAUUGAAUACAUUUUCCAUCCAUGGAUUGGCUUGUUUUGUUCAGUUGAGUGCUUGAGGUUGUCUUUUCGACGUAACAGCUAAACCCACGGCUUCCUUUCUCGUAAAACCAAAACAAAAAGGCUUUCUAUUCAAGUGCCUUCUGUGUGUGCACAUGUGUAAUACAUAUCUGGGAUCAAAGCUAUCUAUAUAAAGUCCUUGAUUCUGUGUGGGUUCAAACACAUUUCAAAGCUUCAGGAUCCUGAAAGGUUUUGCUCUACUUCCUGAAGACCUGAACACCGCUCCCAUAAAGCCAUGGCUUGCCUUGGAUUUCAGCGGCACAAGGCUCAGCUGAACCUGGCUACCAGGACCUGGCCCUGCACUCUCCUGUUUUUUCUUCUCUUCAUCCCUGUCUUCUGCAAAGCAAUGCACGUGGCCCAGCCUGCUGUGGUGCUGGCCAGCAGCCGAGGCAUCGCCAGCUUUGUGUGUGAGUAUGCAUCUCCAGGCAAAGCCACUGAGGUCCGGGUGACAGUGCUUCGGCAGGCCGACAGCCAGGUGACUGAAGUCUGUGCGGCAACCUACAUGAUGGGGAAUGAGUUGACCUUCUUAGAUGAUUCCAUCUGCACGGGCACCUCCAGUGGAAAUCAAGUGAACCUCACUAUCCAAGGACUGAGGGCCAUGGACACGGGACUCUACAUCUGCAAGGUGGAGCUCAUGUACCCACCGCCAUACUACCUGGGCAUAGGCAACGGAACCCAGAUUUAUGUAAUUGAUCCAGAACCGUGCCCAGAUUCUGACUUCCUCCUCUGGAUCCUUGCAGCAGUUAGUUCGGGGUUGUUUUUUUAUAGCUUUCUCCUCACAGCUGUUUCUUUGAGCAAAAUGCUAAAGAAAAGAAGCCCUCUUACAACAGGGGUCUAUGUGAAAAUGCCCCCAACAGAGCCAGAAUGUGAAAAGCAAUUUCAGCCUUAUUUUAUUCCCAUCAAUUGAGAAACCAUUAUGAAGAAGAGAGUCCAUAUGUCAAUUUCCAAGAGCUGAGGCAAUUCUAACUUUUUUGCUAUCCAGCUAUUUUUAUUUGUUUGUGCAUUUGGGGGGAAUUCAUCUCUCUUUAAUAUAAAGUUGGAUGCAGAACCCAAAUUACGUGUACUACAAUUUAAAGCAAAGGAGUAGAAAGACAGAGCUGGGAUGUUUCUGUCACAUCAGCUCCACUUUCAGUGAAAGCAUCACUUGGGAUUAAUAUGGGGAUGCAGCAUUAUGAUGUGGGUCAAGGAAUUAAGUUAGGGAAUGGCACAGCCCAAAGAAGGAAAAGGCAGGGAGCGAGGGAGAAGACUAUAUUGUACACACCUUAUAUUUACGUAUGAGACGUUUAUAGCCGAAAUGAUCUUUUCAAGUUAAAUUUUAUGCCUUUUAUUUCUUAAACAAAUGUAUGAUUACAUCAAGGCUUCAAAAAUACUCACAUGGCUAUGUUUUAGCCAGUGAUGCUAAAGGUUGUAUUGCAUAUAUACAUAUAUAUAUUUUAAUUUGAUAGUAUUGUGCAUAGAACCACGUAUGUUUUUGUGUAUUUGUUAAUGGUUUGAAUAUAAACACUAUAUGGCAGUGUCUUUCCACCUUGGGUCCCAGGGAAGUUUUGUGGAGGAGCUCAGGACACUAAUACACCAGGUAGAACACAAGGUCAUUUGCUAACUGGCUUGGAAACUGCAUGAGGUCAUAGCAGUGCUUGAUUGCGUGGAAUUGUGCUGAGUUGGUGUUGACAUGUGCUUUGGGGCUUUUACACCAGUUCCUUUCAAUGGUUUGCAAGGAAGCCACAGCUGGUGGUAUCUGAGUUGACUUGACAGAACACUGUCUUGAAGACAAUGGCUUACUCCAGGAGACCCAUAGGCAUGACCUUCUAGGAAGCUCCAGUUCGAUGGGCCCAAUUCUUACAAACAUGUGGUUAAUGCCAUGGACAGAAGAAGGCAGCAGGUGGCAGAAUGGGGUGCAUGAAGGUUUCUGAAAAUUAACACUGCUUGUGUUUUUAACUCAAUAUUUUCCAUGAAAAUGCAACAACAUGUAUAAUAUUUUUAAUUAAAUAAAAAUCUGUGGUGGUCGUUUUC